AUGUUUAUUUUUCGAACUCAUUUCUCCAUUAGCUUCAAAAACCAAGAACAAACUUUCAGAAAUCAUGAGGAGACUCAUCCCCAUUCUCAUCUCGUACUUCUAGCCAUCCCAUCGGAAGGAGCCAAAUGCCGAGGGCGUUAUAUGGAGAUGCGGGGUGGCGACGGCUUCGUGACUCGUGGAGGUUGUCGAGGAUUGGAUUCUCAGAUCCAAGAAGAGUAUUGGACAACCGUCGGAUUCGAUGGAGCUUUGAGAGAUGGCCGCACUACUGACGACUUCUUGGUGUUCCCAGAAUCCGAGAACAAUGGACAUCGUCAGAGAAACUCGUUCGUCGGUUAUUGGAUCACUCGCUCCAAAUACGGAGAGAACGUCCACUAUGAAGCCUUCGGUCACGCCUUCAUCAAGCCAGAUGGCAAAGUGUGUGGAUGGUUCGUCGGGUCCGAGAAGGAAGUCGUCGAGGUCUGCGGAGGAUUCCGUGUUCUCAGCCGCUCUCGCUACAACCCACACCAGCCAAUUCCAUUCGAGUGGGUACAAGGUGAGCACUACCGCAACCGAGAUGUCCUCGGAUUCCACAGACAUAAGAUUGGAAAGUACGAGGUGAAUGGAGAUGAAGUGAUCUUCGGUGAUGCCGAUGCCAAGAACAAGAAAUUCAACGGGGUUUCUGUCUCGAACGAGGAAAAAGUUCAGGUCGAAGAGCCCUCGGAUUUCCACAGAAAAGUGUGGUUAUUAAGAAAGAAGAACCAGCAACAACCACAAGAUACCCGAAUUCCAUUGAAUAUUGUAACGGAACCAAAACGGCGAGAGGAUUUGGACAUUUACAAAGAUCCACAUCAUGAGGAGAGAAUUCUCAAUUGGAGAAUGUAUCCUUAUUAUGAUCAAUACGGACGUCCAAGUAGUUCUCAAGUUGACGCCAGCCGUCCUGCUUACGAUUCUUCUGGAAGACGUAUUCCAUUCUCUGCAUCCAAUCAAUACGAUCAAUAUGCCAGAAAUCAACAACUACAGGAUUCUGGAAAUUCUGGAAAUUCUGGAAGUUCUGGAAAUUCCAAUCAAAUUUCCAACAAUUAUCAAUAUUACGAUUCUCAACAACAACCACCCAGAAAUCAUCCAGGAUACGAAGAAUGGUUGAGAAAUCAAUAUAGAAUUCGAGGAAUUAUUCCAAAGGGAUAUGAAAAUUAUUUUGCAAGUAAUAGAAGGAAUGAUGAAGGAAGUUAUGGAAGAGAAAACGAAAAUGGAAGAGAACAUCAAUUCGGCCAGUCUGGAAGCAUUGGAAGUGGUGUCCGUGUUGUCGGUGGGAAUGGCAAUGGAAACUCAGAGGCAAACUCGCAGAAUCAAUACGAGCAGUCAGCGUACGUCCUCCAACCAGCCAGCUCUGGAAGUUCUUCUGAUGCCAACAACAACGUGGUUUAUGAAGGACAGAACUCCGGAUCUCACAAUUCUGAUGAUGGAUCAACUAACUAUUUUGUAAACGGCGGAGACCCAGUGGAUGCCUCUGCUACACAAAUAAAAGUCGAUAAGGGAGAAAAUAAGCAAUUCAAGGUUCCAGGAGGAGAGGAAGAUUCCGAUGAUUCUAAAAAUGUAGUUAUUCCAAAGAAAGAACACGUCCGAUUCAUUCCCUACCAACCGCCUGUCGUAAUUCGUGACAAGAAAGGAAAUAUCUAUGAGAGACGGGUGGAAAAUGGGAAGGUUCAUUAUAUUGAUGCAAGUGGAAAUGAGGUCAAAAUUGAUAACUCAAAAAUUGACCAAAAAAUCGAAAGAGUUCUCGAGAAUCGUCGUCGCCAAGAAGAAGCAUCACUGAGGUCGUUGAUUGAAAACUCUGGAGAUUCCGCAGAUGAAUCCGAUCCGAUUACUGCAGCUGAAACCGGAAGGCAAGGUUGA
Caenorhabditis briggsae is the source of this 1872-nucleotide messenger RNA. RefSeq names its product Protein CBR-PQN-52 (gene Cbr-pqn-52). Lineage: Eukaryota; Metazoa; Nematoda; Chromadorea; Rhabditida; Rhabditidae. The transcript has 9 exons. The record is from RefSeq and is a predicted model, not a curated record. The coding region runs from base 1 to 1872 and encodes 623 amino acids.